CUUAUGAAUAACAUCGGAAGUAGAGAUUAUCACAUGACCGAUGAUGUCUGCUAGCAGAUGAUCAGACGCGAAACAGAUCCUUAAAACAGAGACUUAAAAACUGUACAAAAACAUAUAUUUUAAUCGCUGUCGUGAGUGCUACUGAUUGGCAGAAAAAUGGCUACUACUGAAAAACUGGAUCAUAUCGAAGACCUGGAGAAAGGAGCACAGGUUGCAACCAGUCUCCUUCAACAAAGAGCCAAUGAUGUUAGAUCUAACACAGUCAACUGGAAGUCAUAUCUCCAGGGACAGAUGAUCUCAAAUGAGGUGUACACCUUUAUUUCCAACUUUGACAAAGCCAGUCCUGAAGAGAGAGCAUCUCUUAUUUCUCCAAACCCCAUGCAGUUUGCUUCUAUCUUCCGCAAUUUAAUUGAGAAGAUUGCCAAAGAUCAAACUCUGCAGUAUAUCUUGACCAUGCUGGAUGAUGCAUUGCAGGAGGACAAAACUAGAGUAGAUAUUUUCAAGGAAUUUGCUAAACGUCACAAGGAGUCUGUGUGGCAGCCAUUUUUCCAUCUGCUUGACCGCAGUGACAAGUUCAUUGUUUACCAGGCAAGUCGCAUCAUUGCCAAGAUAGCCUGCUGGAGCAAAGAGCCAAUGGAGAAACGAAGCCUGCAGAGCUACCUGAUAUGGCUUAAAGAUCAGCUCAGACAGCCAAAUAACGAGUAUCUGCAGACUGCAGCACGGUGCUUGCAGAUGAUGCUGAGGGUUGAUGCAUAUCGACAGGUCUUUGUUGAUGUGGAAGGCAUUUCAGCAAUCACAUCAGUUUUGGCAGGUUCCAAGGUUGGCUUUCAAAUACAGUACCAGCUCAUCUUCUGCCUGUGGUGUCUCUCCUUCAAUGUUUCUCUUGUCGAACGCAUGAACAAAUUUAAUAUCAUCCCCAUCUUGGCUGAUAUUCUGAGCGAGAGUGUGAAGGAGAAAGUAACUCGAAUCAUCCUGGCUACUUUCAGAAAUAUGUUAGAGAAGCCUGAGGACCGCGAGGUGGUGCAAGAGCAUGCACUGGCCAUGGUGCAGUGCAAGGUUGUCAAACAACUAGAGCUGCUAGAGGGUCGCCGCCUCGAUGACCCAGACAUUGUAGAAGACCUCACAUAUCUGAACGAAAAGCUUGCAUCUUCUGUGCAGGAUCUAAGCUCAUUUGAUGAGUACACAAAUGAAGUCAAAUCUGGACGACUGGAGUGGAGCCCAGUACACAAGUCAGACAGGUUCUGGCGGGAAAAUGCCAUCCGCCUGAACGAGAAGAAUUACGAGCUACUCAAAAUCCUGGUACGCCUUCUGGAGACAAGCAGAGAUGCCCUCAUUCUGUCUGUCGCAGCCCAUGAUAUUGGAGAAUAUGUUCGCUACUAUCCACAUGGAAAGCAUGUUGUUGAACAGCUUGGAGCUAAGCAGCUAGUCAUGCAAUACCUUACACAUGAGGAUCCCAAUGUUCGUUAUGAAGCUCUUCUAGCUGUACAGAAGUUGAUGGUACACAAUUGGGAGUAUCUUGGAAGACAACUAGAAGUCAAAGAGCUGAAGCCAAAAGGAUUUGGGGUCAAUUGAUGAACCACUCUAGCCAGACAUCAGAUAGAUUCUUUUGUUUCAUAGAACUAAAUGGGCAUGUAGAUCGUGUGAAAGUGAUGUAUGAUGUAAAGGGUGGCAUUGACAGCAAUUUGCAUUGACCACAUUCAGAAGACACCAUUGGAUGUAGAUUUUGACAGUAAUAGACAAAUAAUGCUUGGAAUGCCCUCGCACCGUCUUUCAAAUAUGACAUAGUUUAGAGUCAGAAACGGGGAGUAUUUGGGGGUUUGAUAAUAUGUGUAUGGAUUGCCACGUUUUUGUAGGCAGGCUUGUACAUCUUUAGUCUUCGGAGUGAUACUGUCAUUUAUGUGUCAGGUUGUUCAAAGGAAACAUGACUAUUUUUAGUAACUUUACAAGUGGUAUGGGGACCAAAAUAUGUUUUUUAGCUAUGUUAUAUUUUCUCAUCUUUGUUUUUGCAGUUAAAGAUGCAAAGCAAGUUAACAAAUUCGAGUAUUCGAAAAAAAAUUGAGUCAAUCUUUCAUGAAAGCAGUGCUGCACCCUUUUUUUCAUAUUAGUGUACCACUUGUUUGGAUCAGUGAUUUGUUGGAAUGAAAGCCCACUUAUUUCAAAUGGAGAAUGCCCAGUAAGAGUUCUUUGCUAGGAGUCCGCCUGUUGCAUGAGAAUACAGUCUGAGUGUUGUGUUUGGUGAUGGAUAUCAGUUGCAACGUAUCCAAGAAAGUAUAAGUAAUUAGAGACUGAACUGUGUCAAUAGUCUGGUGAAUAGCCCAGCUCUAGAAGUCCUGCAGACUUAAUGCGAACAUUAUGUUUGGGUAAACAAACUUAGAAUUGUACAUAAAUUAUAUAACAUGGCAUUUGGCAUACAUUCCGCUGUCAGCUGUGGAGUGAGAUAAAUGAAUAAAGGGGAAAUAGAACUUUUGUCUUAUUUUUAACAUACCUGUAUAAUUGGAAUUGACUUAUUAUUUCUGAGUGCUUAUGCAUAUAUUUUUAGUCUUGACCUAGAUGGCAGGCCCUGUUUUCCACAUUAAGAAUUAUUGAAACUAUAUGAAUCAGUGUUGUUCGUUUUAAUCCCUUUAAGUCAGGUGUGCACAGAAUUUUUAUUUAUUUUUUUUUUUGCUGCAAUGGUGUAAACGUGAUUUAUAGAAUGUGGUCUUGUGGGGCUGAUGUAGUUAUCAAUGCUGAAAGGUGUUUUGUGGAAGUCUUGGUGUUUUACUGGUCACCUUUAUGUUGAUCUUAUUUCUGCAGUUUUUAUGCUGUUAGAACUUCAAGUCUUAGCACAACAAAGAUGGAAUGGAAAAGAUGAAGUUUGCGUUUCAUAAUCAAAAUUGUUUAGAGUGUCUUGGUUCCCCUGUAGACAGAAGAAUGAUGGGAGGUAGACUAUUCGCCCUUGAUGAACAAAAUUUGUUUGCAACCUUUUCGAUGCACAACUCCAUCAACCCCACACCUAUAACCUGGAUUGUUUGAAACCCAUUUGUGAUAUCUGUAAAUUGUAGAAAUGUAUCUCCAGCUGUUCUGGCUGUGUAAAGUCUUAUAUUAUGUCAUUGUGAUAUAGUCCUUUUCAAACAAGACUAGUGUGGUGUUGAUAUCUAUCCCAUGACUGUUGGUAUGUACAGCGCUAGUCUUUUACAAGAUUGCCAGAACCACAUAUGAAAUAAAGGAACUGAAUGUAA
This is a messenger RNA of Pomacea canaliculata, 3218 nucleotides long. RefSeq names its product V-type proton ATPase subunit H-like. NCBI's taxonomy places the organism in Eukaryota, Metazoa, Mollusca, Gastropoda, Architaenioglossa, Ampullariidae. Gene Ontology annotation, molecular function: proton-transporting ATPase activity, rotational mechanism. The transcript has 14 exons. Bases 157 to 1572 code for a protein of 471 amino acids. The record is from RefSeq and is a predicted model, not a curated record. Gene Ontology annotation, biological process: proton transmembrane transport. Gene Ontology annotation, cellular component: lysosomal membrane; vacuolar proton-transporting V-type ATPase, V1 domain.